GACGCCUUGGCCGCCUUGGCAACUGUAUGGACAUCACCCGUAAAGCGAAAAAUUCGGAAUUUUCCUGCGACCUUUGUGGCUGUGUUGUCUUGUCAGUCGUAUUCGUGUUUGUAUGUAGAAUUCGAGUGUUUAGCGAUAGUUUCAUCUUCAAAUGCCCUCUGUUUGACUGCUAGUCGAAGUUCGUCGUGAUGCCGAAUAAGAGGGUGGCACUCAGUACAGCGCAAGCACUCAGAAGCUAUGCCAUAAGCCUCGCCCGCAACUGUCCUGGACUUCCACCGGUUGGGAAGAUCCACCAGGACCUGCUGUACUCCAGGAGCCCCCUGAGCUUGAGGAAGAUCCGCUACAACCUCACCUGCACGGGCAUCGGGAGCACACCGUGCCAGAUCACCAACGACCUCACCACCUGGAACGAGUUCCUCUGGCUCAUCCACGCAGAGCUCAAGGAGCUGUCCCCUGGAAAGCUCGGCGUGGUCCACGUGCUCGGCUGCCGCAGCAAGGUGGUCACGGACCUUCAAAGGCAACAUGCGUGCAUCCUCUUGCACUGGCUCCUGAAUGAGCACCACUGCGUUGAGACGUUGGAACUUGAGAGCUCGGUCAUCCCAAUGAACCACCACCUCUUCUGCUAUGCCCUGCGCGUUAGCUCGGGGCUGAAGAGGCUGAAGCUGAGCAGGUACGACCUGAGUGCGUCGGUCUCCGAGGACAUCAUGGCAGCUGUGGCCACGAUCGUGGGACUAGAGGACCUGGAGUUUGCUUGGGUCUCCGUGUCUGUGGGUGCUUUGAGACGGCUGGGAAUCUUCCUCGAGCAGUCGCAGAGCUUGAAGCGUCUCGUGUUGCACCUCCCACGAACCACAACAAGGGGAGUUGCUGCGAAUUUGGCGGGGGGGUUGGCGGCCAGCAGAAGCCUCGUGUCGCUGACCAUGAACGACGGCUGCCUGAGGGAUCAAAACGGCGACGUCGUAUUUGCGCAGUACCUCGCCCAGAACGCCACUUUGAAAGAGCUAGUGAUCGAGGUGCAGAUCUACGACGGCACGGGCUCGAUUGCCGUCCUCUUAAGCUCGCUGAAGACCAACCAGUGUCUGGAGACACUCAAGCUCUUCAGCGGUCACUGGGAUCCGUCCGACGGAGACAUACUCACUGACGCAAUGACCGUGAACGACACACUCCGCUCCUUGCGCGUCGGCGACGACUCGAUGAGCGACACUACAUUCUUGGCGGAGCUGAUCGAGAGGAACGUUGGCCUCGUGGAGCUUGAGAUUGUCACCUGCAGUACCUGGCACUUGGAGGCCAUUGGACAGGCCGUCCGCAAGAACACGAGACUGCGGAGGCUCACCUUACGUUGCAACGCCACAAGCGUCGACGAUGCGAGGCCACUCCUCGAGGUCAUUGCAGACAGCAAGACGCUUGAGCUGGUCUUCCUGAAGAACAUUCAUGAGUCAAGGAUCGGAGAGUUCCGUAUGGUUCUGAAGGAGAUGGGAAUCGAGGACAAAGUCAGGUACCGCUCUUACAUUUCGGAGCCCCUCAUAUACGUGAGCACGAUCAACGCCGGUCAGAGGAUGCGCCGGGACUACUAUGGACCCCAGGACAGCCUCGAUCUGAGGAUUGUCAGGGACGGGCUGUGCCAGCUCGCGUGUCUCCCCGACAUUGUCCAGCUGACGCUGAAGCUAGAUCAGUACUUGGACGUAGAGUGUGCGACUCUCCUCGCCAACUUCAUGUCGUCAAAUUGGGCCCUCAAGGACGUGCACCUCUCCUUCUUCACGAAGGAUGUCACCACACUUAUCCUGGUGCAGGGGCUUAAGGCAAACCGGAGCAUCAACAACCUCAUCAUUGAAGACUGGAACUUCAGCGAGGGCAAUACGGGGGCGUUCGGGGCCUUUCUCAAGAAGAGCAAGACACUGAACCACCUGACAGUGCUCUCCUCUGGCGCCUGGAUUCUGACGCGGGAGAUGGUGCGCUGCCUCACAGACAACUAUUUUCUCACCGAGUUCAGGACCAUGGAGCUGCGUGAACUCGAGAACAGCAUGUACCAGGUUAGAGAGAUCUUGCGCAGGAACAUUGCCAUGCUCUUCCAGGCGGUGCAGUUUGUGAGGGGAGUGCGGACAAGAAAGUGCGCCCUGGCGUUUGAACUGCUCUGCGAGAGCGAGUCGCUGUUCAGGUUGAUGAGGGACCAUGCGCUCGGCAGCGACCCGGACCUCAAGCAGUGGAUCAGGGAAGGCAAGCGGUAUCUAGAGCUCAACUUCAUGACCUUGGCAGGCGUGGUCAGUGAGAGUGUGGUUUGUGAGGAUGUCAACGGAGGCCAGAGGCUACAGUUGGACAGGAUCGGACUGGAGAACUGGCUCAAAGUGCGGUCGUACCUGAAAAUAAGGGACGUUGUGAAGAAGUCGCCGACCGGGCCCCGCCACACUGUGCACACAUGACAGCCGAGAGCAUAAGUGACGUUCUAACUAGAUUGCCACUCACACUGCACUUUGGCGGACUUGAGGCGACUUGCCGAUAUUAUGGUGUUUGACUUGUCAACGAAUUGUGUGUUGGUGAGCUAGUGUCUGUUCGCCUAAAACCUUUCCACUGGUGCCAAUAAACACCUUUCAUUACGUUACAUUGGGGGGAACCCAUAAAAAGCUAAUGAUUGUUGUGUAUGCAGUGUUGGUAACUGGCUUUUCAGACUCAUGUUUGGAUGCGUCAAAUGGUUGUGUGACACUUUGUAAUGUAUGUUUUCACUUAUGGUUAGUGGAGUCAUACCCCAGAGGUUAUCUAUUCUACGCACAUGUAAUGCACUAUUGAUUGUAGGUGCCUGGCAUGCUCUGCAAGUUUUCGUGCUAAAUCUAAUGGUUCAUUUAUUCAACACUGAUGGCCAAAAUAAGAAAGCUUGACACAAGAAACCUUGUAAGCUACUUGAGUGUGCGUUGGCACAUUUCUGUGUCUCUACAUGAAUUUUACAAAUUUGGCUGGCUUGGAACUGAAAAUUAACCAUUGGCUUUUGGCUUGUGUCAUGGUUGUUAGGUUAACUAGGUCUAUAGCUUAUAUAACUUUCAAACCCCUAUUUGCUGGUUCUCAGCAGGGUAAAUAUUGCUCCCAUGAAAUGAUCUACUGAAUAAAACAUUUUUACUUCGUGA
Ixodes scapularis (black-legged tick) is the source of this 3110-nucleotide messenger RNA. RefSeq lists its product as uncharacterized. The coding region runs from base 189 to 2414 and encodes 741 amino acids. The transcript has 2 exons. The record is from RefSeq and is a predicted model, not a curated record. Lineage: Eukaryota; Metazoa; Arthropoda; Arachnida; Ixodida; Ixodidae.